Molecule: messenger RNA, 1838 nt
Organism: Coregonus sp. 'balchen'
Lineage: Eukaryota; Metazoa; Chordata; Actinopteri; Salmoniformes; Salmonidae
Source: the annotation of a GenBank genome assembly
AGUUCUGGGAUGCAGGACACGGUUGUUGAAAACGGUGCUGGGGAUUCUACUGCGCCAAAGAAGUUAAAGAAGAAGAAGCGCAGGCUAAAAGAAGAGGUGAAACAGUGGGAGGAAAGCAGACGUUGUUGCGCUGACGACCAGAGGAGCGACACGGAACCAGUGGAGCCCCUUAAGAAGGCCACCGUGGAGAGCACCGGUGGGCCCACACACUGCUGCAUUGACCGAAGCCAACAGUCCACAGUUUUACCCCUUCCGUUUUUAGCAUAACCCAUUCGUGAAAACUUUUCUAAACUCAUACCCUAAUAUGGUUUCAGGACUUGAACUCCUGUGGGCGAUAUCUCUUGAUUAGGCUCUAUCCUUGUUUUGCAUUAUUAUGUAAAUUAUGUAUACAUUAUUAUAUUUCCCAGGGCUCACAUUUUGUUUUGUGUUUGCUCUUUUUGUUGCAUCUGCAAAUGUUGUCAGGGUUUUUUGGGGGAUCAAAAAGGGGUGUGGUAACUACAUUUUAGAGGCCCUCCCUCUUGGUGGUAUAGGAAAAAUAAAUGACGGCGGUUUUCUGCAAUUCUACAUAUUUCUCCAUAGAGCUGAGAAAUUGUUUCAGUUUUAAAGCUAGUUUCGUGUGAUUCUAUGCAUUUUGCCAUGGUUAAUGCUGUUCUUUUGCUCAGACUUAAUAAAUGCUGCUAAAUUAUUUUUGGGGGGAAUUUUCAAUUCUUCCUCUGUCUAGCUUUUAUGUUGGUGAUUGUUAGUUCUCAAAGAUUAUAUUAUAUAAAACAAUAUAGGUCCAUUGUCUUUACUACAUACUUAAAAUCUGGUUUUAGUUGUCUCUGGUUGUGAAUGUUUCACCUCAGAAAAUACACCCCUGUGCUAACUCUACUCCCUCCCCCCCACCAUAGCUGGAGUGAUCGUGUGGGACAGCCAGGUUAAGGAUGGCUACAAGCGCUCCAAGGCCCCCGCAGUAGAGGAUGGGCCUGGGGAUGUGCCCCGCCCAGCCCCCAUGGCCUGGGACGGCAAGAGGAGUGGGGGAGUGGUGGAGGAGCUCCUGAAGAACUCUUUGGACAAAGCCUACGGAACCCAAGGUGAGAUCUAGAACUUGAUAAAACAUUCUCAAGGUUACACUUUACCUCCAGUGAAGUCAAGAAAUUGUUGUAUUUGGCUGUGAUGACUGAGGUGUGUGUGUGUGUGUGUGUGUCCAGUCCUCAGCUGGGAGGGAGAGGCGUCUGCCAUCAGUAGGGAUGCCAUUGAUGACACCCGUGAUGCCAGAACAGACACCGUGAUCGACGAGUGGGACGAGGACUUUGACAGUGGAAAGGUGAGAGGGCACCUACAGGCACACAAGCCCAUCUAAAGCUGUUUUGACAUAGUGAUUGUUUUCUACAGAAGACAUUAUGUUAAAGGAAUAGUUCACUUUUAGUUUUUGCGUAUCUUUGAAUUACCUAGGGUGCUGUUUCAAUUUCUUUCCCGGUUAUUUAGCAACAUCCUGAGUCUCCUGGCCUUGUUUUAGGAACUUGUAACAAUACUAGUGGAAACUGAAUGAACCAGUUAGCUGCAUUCUAAAGCAUGGGUUAAGGGCUCCUUCUGCCUUAACUAUUCCCACUCUUUCUCGUUGCCUUUGAAUGCACCGCUAACUGGUUCCGGCACGUUUUACCUCUGGUCUUAACAUUUCGUGUGUGUGUGUGUGUGUGUGUGUGUGUGUGUGUGUAUAUGAACAGGUGAAAAAAAUGAAAAAGUAUAAGCGAGAGAAGAGGAGGAGCGGCAAUAUCUUCCAGAAGAUCCAGGACCGGCGUAGCAUGUGGUCGGUCACACCCGGUGCUAAGAAGACCGGCUUUGGAUACCGUCACUGA